UGCAAAUGACAGAAACCUGUCAAGUCAAUUGAAAAACAACAAAACACAAAAAAUUUGAGCGACGACGAAGAAGAGUCUCUUGUAAUGUGCCUUAAUCGUAUUUUGUUGAUUUCUUGCUUCGUAAUUAUUCUUAAUGCCAUUUAUACGACAAACUCUUAUCGGUAUCAUGAACACAAAGAAAAUGAUCUCUCAUUGUGGAUCAAUGAGCAACAAGUUAAAAUUCUCAGCGGAUUCUCCUUGAAGGUCUUCAUCAUUAAUUACGGAUGGGUAAGCCCUCAUGUAAAAGAUCCGAAUUUCAGUACUCAUUUGCCGCUUGUUCCAUCAGAGAUUGAAUCUGUGAAUUUCACAUGGAAAAGCGGAGCAAAGAAAUAUCGCUAUAACUUCGAUCGUCUUAUUUCUCUCGACGAGAAAGUUCUGCAAACGCCAAAAGUUUCGAUCAAGACUGAAGGACGUAUUCCGAGAAAAGCAAAAGAGUUCAGUAUUAUCAUGCCGUGUGUCGCAAACGCAACAGGCGUUGGAAUGUUAAGUAUUGGCUUGAGUAUCGAGAAUGCAAAUGGGCAUCCAUUGCCGGGAACGCCGCUUCGUAUAAACUUGCGAAAAGAAUGUGUUCAACGAGGCAUGCGAGCAAUCAACGAAUCAGAUGUGCCCGAUAUCGAAUGCAACAAGAGUUGUCUUAACAAUGGAUGGUGCAACAAAGAUAAGCAAUGUCAAUGUCCCGAAGGAUAUAUGGGACAAUUUUGUCAAACGGCUUUAUGUUAUCCGAAAUGCGAGAACGGAGGAAAUUGUACAGCGCCUGCUGUAUGUUCAUGUCCCAAAGGAUAUCAAGGAAGACAUUGUGAGGGAGGAAUUUGCUCCGAAAAGUGUUUAAAUGGCGGAAAAUGUGUUCAAAAAGACAAAUGCGAUUGCCCAAAAGGAUAUUACGGAUUACGAUGCGAAUAUUCAAAAUGUGUCAUUCCCUGUCAAAAUGGAGGCAAAUGUCGCGGAGUCAAUAAAUGUCGUUGUCCCGCAGGUCUCGCAGGAGAUCAUUGUGAAAUUGGGCGUUUCGUGAGACAAAGAUCUGUUUGUCAUUCAUGCAAACAUGGAAGUUGCUCGGAAACGGGACAUUGCCAAUGCUUCGAAGGAUUUGCAGGAAAAUAUUGCAAUAGAAGAGUCGGCGAAAAUAGACGACAUCAUAAAAAAAUCCCAACUUAACUUAUGGGAAAAGCCUUUUCUUAUGCAUAAUAUACGACGAGCUUAUGCUUUAAAAAAUAAUAUUCCUGAUUUCUACCAAAAAAAAAAUGAAUGCAUUUAAAAUAAAACUUCUAUUAUUUUUAGGAGACACGCUAACAUUUGAAAAAUUACAAAAUUGACUAACUAAAAAAAGAAAAAUGUCUGAUGCAAUGUGAUACUCAUAUAUUAACUUAAUACUCAAAUUUUUUUCGUAUCUCAUUUUAUAUUGAAAAUAUGAAUUUUUUAC
Molecule: messenger RNA, 1456 nt
Organism: Culicoides brevitarsis
Lineage: Eukaryota; Metazoa; Arthropoda; Insecta; Diptera; Ceratopogonidae
Product: protein shifted-like
Exons: 3
Coding region: 85-1191 (368 amino acids)
Biological process (GO): anatomical structure development
Cellular component (GO): cell surface; extracellular region
Molecular function (GO): signaling receptor binding
Source: RefSeq, a predicted model, not a curated record